AUCACUUGUGUUAUUUAAUCAUGUAAUUAUAAAUAUCGAUUAUUAUCAUUAUUAUCAUCAUCAUCAUUUUAAACAGUGAUCAGAUGAUUUAAUUGUAUUAUUAUUAAGAUGUAUAAAGUUAUGAAAGCUGUUCACAUGUUUAUCAUUAGAAAAAUAAAAAUAACCAUCAUGCUACCUGUUCUAUUAUCGGUGAUCACAAGAGCUUUAGUUACAAGUGAUAAUUGUUUUGGUGGUGUGGAAACGUUUGAAAAAUUAUCUGCAACUAAUUUUGAAUCAAAUUCAGUGCCUAUGGCCGGUGUUCUAUUACAACAGGAUAAUGUUGCAUUAACUAGAGAUUGUAUUAAUCUUUGCCGACAACAGCAACGUUGUACGACAUUUUUUCUUGAUUAUACACAAUUUCGUUGUUUAGCAUAUGUGGAAAGCUCCCGUCGACAUCGUGAUCAUCUACGAACCUCAAAUGAUUCCAAUCUUUUUGAAAAAAUAUGUCUGAAAGGAAUUUCACGACAAGAAUUCGAUCAUGUUUGCGGUAAUGAACGUCUUUGGUCAUUUGAACGUGUAAAGGAUACAUUUUUGGAUGGUUUUGUUGAAAAAGAAUUGACCAAUAUGGUUGAUCGUGAAGAAUGUGCAAAAGCAUGUCUUAUUGAAGCGUCAUUUAUUUGUCGUAGUGCUGAAUUCGAUGAAGUAAAACGAAUUUGUCGUUUAUCCAAAGAAAAUCGUCGUACACAACCACAGGCAUUUGUUUAUGUUAGAGAUAGUCAACGUGAUUAUAUCGAAAAUCAAUGUGCUCCGGCAGGUCCUGCCUCUUGUGUAUACACAAGUAAACUGAAUACAAACGUUUUUUCAAUGGAUUCACUUCAAUUUGCUUCAAGUGCUGAAGAUUGUCAACUACAAUGCGAUCGUGAACAAUCAUUUAAUUGUCGUGCAUAUGGUUUUAUUAAUAAUCGAUGCAUGCUAAGCGGUGAUGAUGAAAAGACUAUUGGUAAACAUCCAUUAACAAUAAUGAAAGGAGCUACUUUUGGUGAACGAACCUGUGUUGCUGAACUAUGUACUAACGGUAUUUUUACCUAUGAAAAAAUUACUGGACAUAUACUUCGAUCGGCCAUCACUACACCUGUAGAAUUACCUGAAUAUAGUUCAUUGGGUGUGACUAGUUGGUGUCGAGGAAGUUGCGAUAUGGCACAAUUAAAUUGUCCUGCAUUUACUAUUAAUUACAAGAAUAAUAGAUGUGAACGAUUAGACCGUAAUACACAAGGUCGCAUCACUGAUCUCAUCGUUUCUGAGGGUGAAAGCUUUUUCGAAAAAAUUUGUCUACGAGUUCCACAAAUCAUGUCGCAAUGUCAGGAUAAAUUUUGGGCAUUUGAAAGAGUUUUAGGCUAUGAAUUAGCACCGGUAUUGUAUGUGAAAACAUUAAACUUUGUACAAAGUAGACGAGAUUGUCAAGAAUAUUGUCUACAAGAACGUGAAUUUCCUUGUAGAUCAGCAUUAUAUAAUGAUGAAACUACAGAGUGCAAGCUAUCACCUGAAGAUAGACGAACAAGUCCAGGACAUUAUUAUCGUUCAAGAAAUAUGAAAAUCAAUUAUCUUGAAAAUCAAUGCGUACGUAUUCAUUCAUCUUGUCCAUAUCAACGUACAACGAAUGCAUAUCCAACCUAUACUGAUAUCGUUGAAACAAACAGUAUAUACAGUAAUGAAGAAUGUGAAAAAUUAUGUAAUGAUAAUCGAUAUUUUUUAUGUCGAUCAUAUGCCUAUUAUUCGAGCAAUAGCCAAUGUUUUUUAUCUGGUGACGAUUCUGUUAGUGCUGGUUCUUCAUUCGUUCAACAUCGUUCAAACAUUGUUUACUAUGAAAGACAAUGUUCAAAGCUUUCAACAUUUAAUGCAAAUCAAUCAUCUAAUAAUGGUGAUGCUAUCCAUUUGAUCGAUGCAACCACUGAUGAAUAUCCUAUUCCAUUGACACCAUUAACUGAUCGAAUAGGUGAGACAUCUACAUUAGCUCCAGGAAUGUCGCCACCAUCAUCUUCACCUUCAUCAUUAACACCAGAUAUAGAUUCUGGUAACUUAAAUAAAGAAGUUGUCAUCAUCAAUGGAACUGUUGGUGGAAUUAUAACAACAAAAAUAACUCGAUUUCCAGAAUCGCUUCUGCCUACAAUAUCACCUUUAAUUACUUCUAGCCCCAGAUCUAUGGGAUAUCCGGGUAUGGAUUCUUUUUCCAAUAAUGAUCGCACACAAUCAUCGCAUGAUUCAUUACAACCGGAAAAUGUAGAUCAAAUGAAUUCCCGAUUUCCAAUUAAUUACUCAUCAAAUAAAAAAUGUGCACCAAAUGCUAGAUUUUUGUUUGAAAAAGUUACUAGUUUUGAGCCAAUUGGUGGUCAUCUAACAUUAUUGUAUACUGAUUUACAAAAUCCUGGAAUCGUAACUGAAUGUGCUCGACGUUGUGAACAUUCUUCAUUAUGUCGAGCUUUUGUCAUCGAUUAUUAUCAUCAAACCUGUCAUGGACUUUUUGAAAACAGUUCAGUCGGUUUACUUGAUCUACGAUUAUCAAUGGGAAAAGAUUAUUUUGAAGGAUUUUGUGUUCCAAAUUUUGUUCAUUGUGACAAAUUCUGGCCAUUCGAUCGUAUCAUAGAUCAAGCGGUAAUUGGCGCUCAUCCUGAAGAAGUUGUACGCUUUGUUUCUCGUCCUGAAUGUCGUACGCGAUGUUUGGAAGAAAAAAAAUUUCGAUGUUCCUCCGCCAGCUACAAUUCAUUCACGCAUGAAUGUCAUCUUUUUUCCGAAACCAGAGAUUCGGGUUCAUUAAAUUUGCAAUUCAGUAAAGGAAUUGAUUUCAUGGAAAAUCAAUGUGUUAUAGAUGUAAAAGCAUGUCGUUAUCAUUCUAUUGAACGUGAUAUAAGUAUUGUUUCAGUAACAAAAUCUGUUCGUGGAACAUCUACAUUUCACUGUGAACAAGCCUGUGACUACGAAAGAGAAUUUAAUUGCCGAUCAUAUACUUAUUUAGAUAAUCCGGAUGGUAGUCUUGCUCCAGGUGGAAAUCUUUGUCUACUUAGUGCCGAUAAUCGUGCAACCAGUCAUCAAGGAUCUAUUCAAUUCAGACCUCGAGCAUUAUACGCCGAAAAGGAUUGUUUAUAUCAAAAAAAUUUUCGUCCAAAUCAUGAACCAAACACUUUUAACCAGCAUCAUUCACAACAAACGUCAUUGAUUGGACCGACUAAUUAUGCUUCCGAACCAGAAGGAUUAAAUGCUCGACGAAUCGAUCCAACUACGCCUAAACCUGAAAUUGUUCAUAAUACUCACAUGAUUAAUCAAAGUAGAAUAACAAACUUUAAUGAUGAUUUACGUCCAACAUUUACUAACAUGUUACAACUUCAGCAUAUUCCACAUCGUUGUUCGCUCGAUGAAUACACAUUCGAAAAAACUUUUGGUUAUGAUCUAAGGUAUGCUCAAAGAGAAAGAGCUCCAAUCGUUUCACGGUCUGGUGUUGUCAACUAUUGCAAAGAUGAAUGUAUACGACGUGGCGAUCGAUGUAUGGCGUUCUUAAUUGAAUAUGGAACAGAUAAAAAUCAAAAUUGUUUUUUCCUUUCCGAAUCUGCUUCUGAGAACCGAAAUCAAUUGAACAAGCUUGUGGGCACAACAUAUAAUGAAAAAAUUUGCCUCAGAGGAAAGACAUGUGAUAGUAUAUGGACAUUUGAAAGAAUCAUUGGAUACACUAUGGAUGAAACGGCUGAUCGUGAAAUAAAUUCGAUAAUGUUUCGGACAGCUUGUCAAGAUUUGUGUUUGUUGCAGAAAAGUUUUUCUUGCCGUUCUUUGACUUAUGAUUAUGGACGAAGAAUUUGUCGAUUAUAUAGUAAUACACGUCGGUCAAAACCGCAAGCUUUUCGUAAGACAUCUGAUCAUGUUGAUUAUUUUGAAAACAAAUGCACAAAAGAAUUAUCAACUUGUCAGUAUAGAGAUUUCAAUGAUCGUCAUUCAAAUUAUGUGGACAAAUUAUCAAUUGCAGCUACAUUGAUCGACUGUCAACGUCAAUGUGAUUCUGAAUAUUCCUUUCAUUGCAAAUCGGUUAAUUAUAAUCCAAUUACACAAGAGUGUGCUCUAUCCAGUGAAGAUUCGUUGUCAAUGCUUAAUGUUGUUAAUGAUGAUCAUUAUAAAAAUAUUGAAAAUAUCAAAACGACAUCAGGUGUUGCUGUUUCAGAAAUCAUUUCAGCUGCAUCAACAAUAACCGAUUACCUUCCUGGAAGUAUUUAUACUGAAAAAGGAAAUUGUGAACAGGUCAGUGUCCAAUGUAACCAAGAAGACAUGAUGUUGACAUUGAAUUUCGAUAGUCCAUUUAUGGGUCGAGUGUAUACAAAAAAUAAGCCAUCACAAUGUUUUAUAAACGGUAAUGGACAACUACAACUACAGUUUGCAAUUCCAUUGGAUUCACGUUGUGGAACCUAUCAAGAGAGUACCAGUAGUUAUGUAAAUGAAGUGAUCGUUCAACAACAUUCAGUCAUUAUGACUGAUAAUGAUCGAACAAUUCGAGUGCUUUGUUCAUUCGAAGUAUCCGAUCAGACAAUUACUCUAGGAAAUACCGAACAGCAAAAAAAUAUUCCUAUACCAAACGGGAUUGAUGUUUCUACAAAUCCCAAUGGAAGAAGCUAUACGGACCGGAAAUCACCGGCUACUUUUGUGACAAAUACGGCUGCUCCACCAUCAAUACAAAUGCGUAUACUAGAUCCUAGUGGACGAGAUGCACAAGUCGUCAGUUUGGGAGAUGAUUUGAUAUUACGAAUCGAAUUAAGAGACCAAAAUCAUUCACCAUAUGCUAUUUUUGCUAGAAAUUUGUAUGCUCGUAGCUCGAAUGGUGAAUCGCUUUAUUUGAUUGACAAUAAUGGCUGUCCAAUCGAUUCGUCGAUUUUUCCGGCAUUACAAUUGGAUUCAAUUGAUCAUCGAUCGUUGUAUUCCAAAUUUAAAGCAUUUCGGUUUCCGUCCACCGGAGUGGUAAAUUUUGAAGUACAAAUACGUUUCUGUCAAGAGUAUUGCGAACCGGUCAAGUGUACUCAAUUGAAUGGCCAUGUCGACUCAUUUGGUAGACGGCGUCGACGUAGCGUGAAUAGUUUUCAAGAACUUUUUCUCCAUCAUCAACCAUCAAUGAAAUGGCAAACAAAUCGAAUCAAUAUGAAUGAUGGUGACAACAAAACAAAACAUUUGAAUCAGUCACAAGAGAAUUGGGCCAGAAUCAAUUUAUUAACCAAUCAUCAUGGACUAUUGAACAUGGAUCAAAUAAAUCAAUCAUCCUUGAAUCCUGGCAACAACUGGACAUCAAGCAAUGAAUUUUCACGUAGCCGUACAGGAUUCACAUAUCCAACAAACAAUUACCGUUACUAUCGUAAUCGUAACAAUUUUUCAAUUGGUCAUGGUGUUGAUGAUUCGAAAAAAACUGAUGACUUCAAUUCUAUCAAUGAGUAUGACAGUCAAAUUUUUUCUACACCAUCCAUACUUUUUUCGGGCAACGUUAACGUUAAUAAAUCGAAUGAAAAUAUUGACAAUGCUAAUGUAGAUUCGGCAACCACAGCAAUUGAAUCAUAUAUUCUAGGAUCAAACAACAACAACAACUAUACAAUAAAUGAAAUGCAUAAUGUAGUUUAUAAUGAAAGAAAUAAUUUAACAGAUAAUAUAAUGACACCGACUACAACAACGAUGAUGAUGGCAAACUUUAACCCUAUUGGUAUUAAUGCUGCACUUCCUUUACCAACAUCCAACCUAGCAACGGAAGUACCAUUAUCAUUAGCAAUUAUGGUUGAUGGAAAUUCUGAUGAUGGUAUAGAUAAUGAUUCCAUUGGUAAUGCUGCCGCUGUUACAUCUGUUCAUAGUAAUGAUAAUGAAAAUUAUGAUAGCAAUGAAUCAUAUCCAUCGUCUAAUAAUAAUGAAAAUAAUAAUGAAUUUAAUAAUGAUGAUGAUGAUACGAAUGAAGUUAUUCUCAAUCAUGACCAGACGGACGAGAUUCAAAUACAAAAUGAUGAGAAAGAAAACAUUUUCAAUGAUCAUCAUCGAUUACGGCAAUCGAACAAUUUAAAUUAUGUUAACAUGGCCGCAGCUGCUAUUCGUACAACCCGUGGUCAUCUUGAAACUCGUAAUAAUUUACUUGCAAAAAAACAUGAUAGAAAAGCAGCGACAACCAAAAUAGGAGAAAACCUUCAUUUAAUUUGUGCCGAUUAUUGCACAAAUACUGGAAUAAUAAUAUUCAUUACUACUUUGAUUGUAACUAUUAUUCAUUUAACUCUUGGUGCCAGUGUUUAUCUAUACAUAACAAAAUUGAAACAAACAAAAAAAUUUAUCCAUCAUCAUAAUCAUCGUGUUAAUCGAAAAAAUUUAAUGUUUAUCCGAAAUGUUAUUGGAACUAAUGCAAAUUAUCAAAUAUCCGAUCCAGUUGCUGGUUUUAAUCAUUAUUUAUCACCAAAUGAUUUGCUAGGCGAUAAUCGACAAACAGAUUGUUCUAGUUUGAAUGAAGAUACAUUAACACCAAAUGCAGUAUUGGCUGUCAAUGAUGAUCAUGAUGAUCAUAAUGAUUCAUCUGAUAGAUUUAAUAAUGAAUGUUCGAUCAAAACAAAACAACAAUCUGAACAAAAACCAUUAUCUUGGUUCGGUAUUGAUGAUCAACAACAACAACAAAAUUUUGGCAGUAUUCGAAGUACAUUCAAUCAUGGUAAUAUAUUUUUUUCGGGACCUCGUGAACAACGUUUUUUUGGUAUUAAUAAUUAUCAAUUUCCAAAUCAUCGAUCAUCAGAUUUGAAUUCAUCAUGUACGACAACAUCUACAUCAUCAUUGGCAUCGACAACGGCCAAAUGAUAUUAGAUAUAUCUGAUGGAUUUUUUUUCUAUUAUUAUUAUUAUUAUUAUUAAUAAAAUCCUUUAGUGUUAAUUAUUUUGUCAUCAUCCAUAAAAUUGUCAACUCUGCAAUAAUAAAUUAAAUAUAUUCAUCAUCAUUCAAUAUUAAAUGACAUCAAAUUUAUAAUAUACAUUUGCCAUACAAAUAAUAUUCGAUGAUAGAUGACUAAUAGCACAUACGCUUUCUUUUUAUUCUAUUUUUUUUUGUUUUUCA
Dermatophagoides pteronyssinus (European house dust mite) is the source of this 7068-nucleotide messenger RNA. RefSeq lists its product as uncharacterized. Lineage: Eukaryota; Metazoa; Arthropoda; Arachnida; Sarcoptiformes; Pyroglyphidae. The record is from RefSeq and is a predicted model, not a curated record. Gene Ontology annotation, biological process: anatomical structure morphogenesis.